AGGACCGCGCCUGGCCGCAGAGCGCGCCGAGCCGCGUCCUCCCGGAGGGCGCCGGCGUCGCCAGCGCAGCCUCGGACGAGGAGGCGCGGCCGGUGGUGCCAGGCAGCCAGUGCAGCACGCCCGCCGCGGCGGUCGCCGCAGGGGGCGCCAGCCCCGCGCGCGGCGAGGGCGCCGGGAGCGAUGUCGUCGGCCGCGCGGAGGUGUUGGUGGAGCCCCAAGGCGACCAUCUUCACACGUCGACGACUACUUCGCGCCGGCCAGCCACUCGAGCCCGUGCGAGACGCUGGAGGACCCCGUGGCUAACGUGCUCAGAGCCCAGGAGACCUCCAUGUCCUUCACAGGCGGUCGCAGCGAGCCCGACCGGCUGGAGAAGAUAGACUUGGAGGAUGCAUGGUGAGCGCCGGUG
Messenger RNA from Prorocentrum cordatum, 406 nucleotides. Lineage: Eukaryota; Dinophyceae; Prorocentrales; Prorocentraceae. The record is from the annotation of a GenBank genome assembly.